This is a messenger RNA of Echinops telfairi (small Madagascar hedgehog), 1620 nucleotides long. RefSeq names its product transmembrane protein 100 (gene TMEM100). The record is from RefSeq and is a predicted model, not a curated record. Gene Ontology annotation, biological process: cellular response to BMP stimulus. The transcript is spliced from 2 exons. The coding region runs from base 251 to 655 and encodes 134 amino acids. NCBI's taxonomy places the organism in Eukaryota, Metazoa, Chordata, Mammalia, Afrosoricida, Tenrecidae.
CUCUGCUGGCUCUGCAGAGCUGACUCUGGGAUUUUCUCCUGAAACCGCCUCAUGGGCGGUGGAAGAUCUGGAGGUUGGCUGGGAAAAACUGAGUAAUGCGAAGCAGCCUGCUCCAUCAGGGCUGCGAGAAAGACGAGUCACCGCCGGCGCUCUGGACAGAUCCUGACUUAGCAGGUCACCGAGCAGAGCCUCUGCCCUUGUGACGUCCUCCAGAUCUGCUCUCUGAGCCCGAUAGGAAAGGGCUUCAAAAAUGACAGAAGAGCCCAUAAAGGACAUCCUGGGAACCCCCAAGCCUACCAAGACAACGACGAUGGAGAAAAGCCCCACCAGUGACGUGGUGGUCACCACGGUCCCCCUGGUCAGUGAGAUCCAGCUGACAGCCGCUACAGGGGGUGCCGAGCUCUCCUGCUACCGCUGCCUCAUUCCCUUCGCCGUGGUGGUCCUCAUUGCGGGCAUCGUGGUCACUGCCGUGGCCUACAGCUUCAACUCGCACGGCUCCGUCAUCUCCAUCUUCGGCCUGGUCCUCCUGUCUUUCGGACUGUUUUUGUUAGCAUCCAGUGCCUUGUGCUGGAAGGUGCGACAGAGGAGCAAGAAAAGCAAGAGGCGGGAGAGUCAGACGGCUCUCGUGGUCAAUCAGAGAAGCUUGUUUGCUUAAGACUGAGUGAGACCAAAUGGGGGGUGUAGCCUGACCCAACCUGCUCUACCUUUGUCAGCCGAUUCACCCCGCACCGUGUACGGGAGGAUGGACUCGACACUGGCAUGGACUAGAAGCAGCAGGAUGGAUUGGGCUGUUGGCAGAUGGAGGGCUUCUCCCUUCUAUAGAUUGUGUCUACUUUCAUGACAACCUUAAUCCUAAGGGCGAUUUCUAAGACUGAAAGAUUUAGCUUUCUCUCGAUAUUAAACAUGCUGGCGGGUGCGGGAGCUGCACAGUAUGACAGAGCAUCUCAGCUCUUGGAGAGCAGCCAAGGGAAGAUACGGAAAGCAAGAAAGCGGCUUGGCACACCAGAGACCGACCUGCCUUCGAAGAGGGCGGCCCUGGCUCUUAAGAAGUUGUAUCACCACUGCGUGUUCUCCCGAAGGUCUAACUUGCCUUGGACUUUGCCUACUUCUAUAAAAUUCUGUGAUCGUCCCCCCAACCUCCCCACCCCCCGUAAGUUGACUCUCUGGCAUUUGUUUCUCUGUUUCAUUUUCAGUAACUCUUCACGUGGUACUUUUCCUUGAAGAAUAAACUAAUCUUAUGUAUACACCGUAUAUACUCGAGUAUAAGCUGACCCGAAUAUCAGCCGAGGCACCUAGUUUUACCACAAAAACUGCAUGAAAAUGUGCGGAAAAACUUGGCUUAUCCACAAGUAUAUACAGUAUGUGUAUUUUACCAUCGGACAGCUUUAGAUUCUUUGGAGAUUUAGAAGACUGUUGUAGAGCAUCAGUGGGUCAGAAGUGAACACAAAUACAAGGUAUAGCCACAUGGUAUAGCUACUAGAUGACCCAAGGGUGGGGGUGGGGUGUUAAGUUAAAUAUUAAAAUAAUCUAAUAUAGCACUUUUGUUGGUUUUUUUAUAUAUAUAAAAGUGUCAUGUACAUUUCAUUCGAAAUAAUAAAUACUCAUUGCUGCUGAAAUGUC